Messenger RNA from Cuscuta campestris, 2335 nucleotides. NCBI's taxonomy places the organism in Eukaryota, Viridiplantae, Streptophyta, Magnoliopsida, Solanales, Convolvulaceae. The record is from the annotation of a GenBank genome assembly.
AUGAGUGCGUGUCUUUUUAACUUAGGCGGAAUAAUUAAAAGAUAAUUCUUGUGGGGACGAGUAUUAAUGAUGAUGAGAUUAUGCCAUGGAGGAGCGCAGCUGUAAUUAAUCCCGAAGCUCAUUAAUUAAUCUCUCUAGAAGGAGGAGGAGAGAGAUAGAGCGGGGAUCGGAGAUGGAAAAUCACUUCUCAAAACACUCCGUCGCCGUCUUGUUCCUAUUAUUACAGAUUUCCCAAAACAUCCUCAAUCAAACAGCCGACGGGAGAGAUCUCCGGCCGUCGGAGCACGGCCUAGCCGAUCAGGAAUCCGCCCCGAUGUCCCCCGGAGCCGGAAACUCGUCGUCUUCGGGGAUGCUCGCCUUCUUCGGCGCCUCGCCGGCGUCUGCGGAAUUGCCUGCCGGGAGGAAUCUCACGGCGUCGUGGAUGAGCGCCGGUGCCAGCGGCAGAAGUAUCACGCGCGAUGGAAAGACGGAGGACCCAAUAAGAGAGGGACUGUUUGUGGGCAGUUUGGUCUGUGGACUCGCCGGCGUCGUUCUGGUCGCCGUCUCCGCCGCCUUGCUACUAAUUGUCCGGUUCCGGAAGCAGAGAGACGAAACGACGUCGUCUUCUGAAGCUUGCGUCGCCAACAAGCAAAAGGAAAUUUUUCAUCUUCUUGGAGAAACCAAUUCAAACAUACAUAUUUAUUUCCAACUCAACAAUAUAAAUACAAUGGAGUUCCUCGCCGGCAAAUCCAUCCUCAUCACUGGCGCAACCGGCUUCCUUGCCAAAGUGCUGGUAGAGAAGAUACUUCGGACUCAACCAGAUAUCAAGAAGCUUUUCCUUCUAAUUAGAGCCUCCGAUUCUGAAUCUGCCCGCAAAAGAUUUCAUACCGAGGUUUUGGACUGUGAACUGUUCAGAGUCUUGAGAGACAAAUACGGCGGCAAGUUCAACGCUCUCGCGGAGGAGAAGGUGUUUCCGGUGGCCGGCGACAUUUCCUCCAAGGAUUUGGGAAUUGAGAAUUCUGACCAAAUCUUGGAAGAAGUUGACUUUAUCAUCAACUCAGCUGCAACUACUGUGUUUGAUGAGAGGUAUGACGUUGCAAUGAGCAUUAAUACAUUGGGUGCAAUAAAUGUUUUAAACUUUGCCAAGAAAUGCCUCAAACUGAACAUGAUUGUUCAUGUGUCCACCGCAUAUGUGUGCGGUGACAGAAGUGGGAGUGUGCCAGAGAGCCCAUUUCGGCUGGGAGACACUGUAAAUAAUGGGGACACUUGCUUGGACAUUGAUGAAGAGAAGAGGGUUAUUGAGGAGAAAUUAAUGGAGCUUAAAUCUCAAGAGGCCACUGAUAAACAAGUCAGAGUGGCCAUGAAAAUCUUGGGGAUUGAAAGGGCAAAGGUGCAUGGAUGGCCAAACACUUACUCAUUCACAAAGGCUAUGGGGGAAAUGUUGUUACUAAAGUAUAAGGAGAAUCUAUGUGUUGUCACGUUGCGCCCAACAAUUAUAACAAGCACUUACAAGGAGCCUUUUCCUGGAUGGAUUGAAGGCGCAAGGACCAUGGAUAUCUUUGUAUUGUUGUAUGGUAAGGGGAAAGCAAAUUUCAUGAUGGGUGAUCCCGACUCAAUUCUCGAUGCGAUUCCAGGAGACAUGGUGGUGAACUCCAUACUGGCGGCAGUUGCGCACCACGGAAGCGGUGGCGAUCACCACCAGCGCCCGAAAUAUAGUGACAAAGAAAUGAUAUACCACGUCGGCUCAUCGUCUACCAACCCUUUGAAGAUCUUGGACCUCCGAAAUUACUUGUCUAGCUACUUCACCCACAACCCUUGGACUACAAAGACUGGGGAGGUUGUCAAAGUGGCCAAACCCGUCUUGCUCACCAGCUUGAAAGACUUGCGCAGAUACAUUUCCAUUCGUUAUCUCCCCAUCAUUACGGUGUUGAAGUUGUUGAACGUGGUACUCUUCCAUUAUUUCGAAGAGAAGUGUGUGACCGUUGAGAAAAAGAUCAAUUUGGUCAUGCGGAUUGCUGAACUCUACAAGCCAUACUUGUUCUUUUAUGGAAGCUUUGACGACACGAACACGAGAAGAUUGAGGAAGGCUAUUGCCGAAACGAGUGUGGCGGAAACCCUAUUUUUCGACCCGCAAGGCAUCGUUUGGGAAGAUUACUUCAAUAACACCCACAUUCCCGGAGUUGUAAAAUAUGCCUUCUAAUAAUAUUAAUAAUAAUUACGGAGUGAUUAUAUAGUCAUCACUCUCAAAUUAGUAGUUUUAUAAUUUGUCCAAAAUAUGUAUGUGUAAUUGCUCGAGUUAACGAUUAUCAAGAGUCCUCUGUUCCAAUACUUACGUAACUAAAUAGCUCAAUUUGAA